UUUUUGUGCUGUUUCUGUUACACAAGCUUUAAAAAGUUUAUAGUCAAUUAUUUCACCUGGUUGUUUGAGAAGACAAAGAAGAAUAACUUGCGACUUACUAUUUAGAAGCAAAAGACAACAAAACCCGCUAGACUUUCAUAUGUCGGGCUAACAUGUAACUGCCUGGGAUAUGCAAUAAACAGUGCAUCGAUGGACAUUGAUGAGUGAGAUAUAAUCCAUAAAAAGUAUUCUCAACCAUGAGAGCAUGCUGACAAGGCCUAAAAGGCUGUAAUAACAAAGGAAUGAAAAUGAUAAAAUAAAAAGAUCAUCAGCUGCUGCAUGAGUUUUGUUGCUUCCGUUAUCGACAUUGAGUUUUAUUCUUCACUUCUGUUUCGUUCUAUAUUCUCUGCCUUAGAGUCAUCAUCAAUAAAGUACGACCAACAAUUAAUUUAUUCAUUCAGCUUCUGUAUAAUUAACAAUCAUCGAGAAAAAGCAAGGCGAUCGACUCAUUUGUCGAGAUAUUGCAAUUAAUUUCAUCAUUGCCAACAUUGGAAAGUGUAUAUGUGUGGAUCAUCAGCAAAAAGCAAGAAGCAGAAGGAGAAAAAAUAAUAAUAAGAUUUUCUAAGGUGGAUCAAACUGGAAAGACAAGAAAUCUAUGCUGGAUAUGUGUUAAUUGCUAGUUAUUGCUGCACAACUUCCAUUAUUGGACAGAAUAGAGAAUCCAUAAUUAGCUCAUGCCACAUAUCUAACCCAAAUACUCCGACUUCUCAUCAUUCAUAAACUUUGUUUUGUGUUUCCAAUAAGUCGAGAUAAAAUCUUGACGAUAUAAAGAAUUAUAGAACAUCUGCUGCUGUUACAAUUCAUCUCACCUUGUUGCUCUCUUACUGUCCGUAUGAUUUGUGGCAUAAUCAUCAAAUAAUUGCAAUAAUAACGCCAUACUCUACAUUAGUUCAUGAUCACGUUUUGUAUUGUGCAUUGCUGCAUAAAUUCCUCAACGGAAGUGGGAAAUUGUCAUUGAUUCUUGGAAUAUUGAUGGACAUGACUUAGAUUGUCAUGAGAAUGACUUGAAUAUGUGACUCUCGAAUUUAAGAAAAACUUUGUGAAUUAAAGUUUAGACAUAAGUCAUCAAAGAUUUCGGACCAAACCCCAUCAACCAUCCCCACACCAAUCAUCACAAGAAAAUAAUAUGGUGACGGCAGUUUCAAAGAACAUGAGCAGAGGAGAUUCAUCCAUCAAGACAACAACAACGACAAUAAUUGCAAAGAAAUUGGAAUCAAUCAACGGCAGCAUAUCAUCAGCAUCGGGAUUUCGUCUGCUAAUCGAAGCGAAUGGUGGAUUAGGUGCAAAUCUAACAACAACAACAGCACAUUACUCGGGAAGUGGAAGUAUGGGCAGUAUGGGUCUUGAGAUGUGUGAAACUGUAUCAACCGUAAGCAAGAAUUCAAUUUAUAAGCAACGGAUUGAUGCAAUGUUCGAUGAUUCACGGUCCAUCAUAAGUCAGCGAUCGUUGCGUGAACGAAGACGCGCCUCGUCGAUAAGUGGUGGAUCGAUAAGUGGCAGGAGCAACAGGCAAUCGCAUGAUCGCUUACAAGCAAUUACAGAAAAUGAGUUUAAUAAUGUUUCGCCGUCAAAUUCUGUUAAAAAUAGCGUACAAGCACAAAUUGAGAAAAUGUUUACCGAAAUUGCAAAUGAUAGUCCGACAGCGAGCAUAGGAAAUUGUUUUUCGAUACAUUAUUUGGGAGCAUUGCCAUUGACGACAAAGGUUACAAGUUUAGUGGGUCUGCAGGAUCCACUGAGGCAACUGUAUUUGAAUAAUGCUGGACAUGAGACAAAAAAUGCUGGUACACUCGACAUAAGUCCUAAAGGAUUAAGAAUAAGCUUGGCAAAUGGACGUGAUCAACAAAUUACGCCAUUUCAAAAUAUUGCUGUGUGGUCGGCAGUUAAAUUUGUUGUUUCACAAAGUGAGGGUGGUGCUGCAUUCUUGCCAUUAAUUACAGAUCCGGAGAAUAUCGAUAAGGCGAUUCUGUUUAAACCGUUGAGUGUCGCUGACAAGAGACGACUCUCAUCGAGUCUGCAUUCACCUCUCUUUGCUGUUGUUAUGAAAUCGCCUAACAUUGCAAAGCAAUUGGAAUGCCAUGGAUUUAUUUGUCAAUCGUCAGAGGAUGCUAUUGUUAUAGCUGCGACAUUAUAUCAAAGUUUAAUGGCAUAUAUGGGCAGCAGUCAGAAUCAGCGAACCAGAAAGCCAAAAAAUCGUAAUGGAAUCGGCUGUAUGAGUAUCGCAAGUAGUUCAGCAGCAACAAAUGCAUUAAUUUCAACAAAAUCAUCAUUUCGCGGCAGUCGAAGUGGAAGUACAAGAAGCAAACAUAACUAUCCAGCCAUACCACCACCUGCUAGACCGCCUAGGAAAAAACGUAGCGCAUCUAAUUCAUUGAGCAGUGAUAGCGAUGUUAUUCAAAGUCUUGGAAUUAAUGGAAAAGGUCAACAUCCAGAUUUUGAUACAUCAUCGGACGAGGUCAAUAAGAAUCAUAAUACAAAGAAAGCACCACCGUUGCCUCUUAAUCCGCCUAAUAUAAACCGUCGACCAGAUCGCUCACGUCGUGGUGAUGGAAAUUUAUCAGGAAAAUCUAAAUCAUCAACAGAACGUCGUUUAAGUAAAGGACGAUCAGAAAAGACAGAUCCAUAUAGCUUGAAAGAUGGCUGUGGAGAUAUUUUAACAAAAGUUGCCAUUCCACGUUCGGGUAGUUUCCUCAACACUGCUGGACUUGCACGUUACAAAUCGCGAGCAACGAGGAGGAAUUUGACUGGAAAAUCAGUAACUGGAGCAAAUAAUGGAGGUGGUGGAUCACCGUUGGGAUUUUCUGAAUUAUUUAAUGAGUUUCGACUACAAGAAAAUUUGCAUUCACUCGAUGAGAUCUUAAAUGCCAUAAUCAAUACUGAUGGAAUGUCAUUUAAUGAUCUAAAGCCAAUUUAUAAGGAAUUCUUGCUGAAGCUGGCCGUGACAUUGACAAAAGAUGAGCUAUAUCAGAGAUCUAAAAGUAUUAUGAGACGACAAAAGAAGAAAAAGUUGAAAAGGAAGAAUAGCAACGUGAUGAGUCAUCCUGCAAAAAUUAUUGGUGCUAUUAGCCUCAAAAAUGUCUUCAAGUUGGGAAAAUUUCGGAAUAAGAAACCCAGUUUGUCUCCGUCGCCAACAAAGUUGAAUGCUGAUGGACGAAAGUUAAAUGAAAGUGAUACGAAAGGAAAGAGUAAGAGACCAAAUCGAUCAAGGAUUGGAACUAGUGGCUCUGAAAUUUCUGUAAGACGAACUGAGACUGCGAUGAAUGGACACAAUCGUAAUAGUUCUAGUGGAUAUGUCUCAUGUUCAGAAUGCAGCUACGAUUCAGAUAAUUGUACAUGUAAUUCAGCAGACAGGUGUUAUUGUAGCUUAGGGGCAGGUGAUAUAAAUGCAAAAUUGAAUAAGGCUGAGGAGGAAAGGAGAUCACCAUCAUGCAAUUCUGACGAUAAAUGCUAUUGCUCAAUGGGCGAAACAGUCGAAGGUGGAUCAACGACAUGGUGUGAAGAUUCUGAUAGCUGUGCUAGUGCUUCACGAUGUUACUGCACAUUGCAUGAUAGAAAAUCUCGAAAGAAAAAGAGCAACAGCAACAAUACAGUAUUGACUAUAAAUAAUAAUAACAGCAACAAGAACAACAACAAUAAUAAUAACAGCACAACCAACAUAGGUGAAGGUGGUACGAGGAAAAGUAAACCGAAUAGAUCACGUAAAGUUGAUAAAUUGGCACUCGAUUAUGAACUGUUUACGGCAAAUGGAAGUGGAAGGCACGUGAAGCCAACAGAAGCGUUGAGCGUAAAGAAGAGUGUUGAGAUGGCUGCUGUUUUUGCUGAUGUUAAAUUAAGUCAAACGACUGAUAUUACAAGCCUACAGCCUUCAAAAGAUAUUAAGGCACACAAGUCGAAGCAUCAUCAUAAGAAGCACCAUAAUGCUAAUAACAAUAAUAACGAUACCGUUGAUGAAAAUAAGAAAUUUUUAAAUCCUAAAAAUGACGAUUAUUAUCUAAAGGCAAAUGGAUCUAAUGAUGUUAUAUUAAGAAAAGAUUUAGAUUUAAGUAAUAAGCGCGCUGCUUUAAAAUCUGAUGGAUAUUAUCAACCAGUCGGGCAACGUCCCGUUAGUGCAUCACUUGAGGAUUCACUUGGUUAUCUUCCUUAGUUGAAAUUUAUAUUUUUAAUACUGAUUAUAAUCAAAUAUGUAGUCUAGUUUAAGUUACAUAUUGGAUUAGAUAAUGAAUUUUGUACAAUCAAGUUAAACUUGUUACUGUUAAAGUUGGUGGUGGAACUGAAAAUUGUUGAAUUUAUUAGAUGGAAGGAAAUGAAAGAAGAAAGAGAUAUUUGGUAAGAAAUAUGCGCAUUUUUGCAGAUACAAGCUAUUUUGAAUAGGAUUUUUAUAUACUAGAUUAGGUUGCUUGAGAGUCCAACGAAUUAUAGUUGGAUGUAGUAUUCUUGAGUUGACAGAACAACCGAUUAUAGAUUAUGUUCGAGUAUUCGUAUUUAUGUGUAAAGUUUUC
Molecule: messenger RNA, 4535 nt
Organism: Chironomus riparius
Lineage: Eukaryota; Metazoa; Arthropoda; Insecta; Diptera; Chironomidae
Source: the annotation of a GenBank genome assembly